Nicrophorus vespilloides is the source of this 731-nucleotide messenger RNA. Its product is annotated as trypsin-7-like. Gene Ontology annotation, molecular function: serine-type endopeptidase activity. The record is from RefSeq and is a predicted model, not a curated record. Gene Ontology annotation, biological process: proteolysis. NCBI's taxonomy places the organism in Eukaryota, Metazoa, Arthropoda, Insecta, Coleoptera, Silphidae. The transcript has a single exon. Bases 1 to 702 code for a protein of 233 amino acids.
AUGUUUAAGUUUGUAUUAAUAUCUGCUCUCGUAGCAGCGGCCUCAGCCGCCAACCCAAGAAUCCCUCAGCUGGAUGGUCGCAUCGUCGGUGGUGAAGAUGUCAACAUCGAAGACUAUCCAUAUCAACUCUCCUUGCUGUACUACGGAAGCCACAUCUGCGGUGCUUCCAUCAUCAGCGAGAAAUUCGCAGUUACCGCUGCUCAUUGCACAGAUGGUUCUUCCGCUAAGGAUUUGAGCGUCCGCGCUGGUUCCUCCAUCAAGGGAUCCGGCGGUGUUGUCAUCCAAGUCAAGACCGUCUACCAGAACCCACAAUACGAUGCCUGGAACAUCGAUUAUGACAUCACCGUCUUGGAGUUGACCGAAUCUCUUUCUUUGGGUUCCGGCAUCAGCACCAUUCCAUUGCCCAAGUUCCUUCAACCAGUUCCAGCUGGUGCCGAAGCCGUCUGCUCCGGAUGGGGUGCUCUCAAGGAAGGAGGCUCUUCCCCGUCUCAACUGCAAGCCGUUAAGGUCAACAUCGUCGAUAAUGAAGAGUGCCAAGAAGCAUACGGAAGCAACCCAGUCACCGAUCGUCCAUUGGUCGUCAAUGGUGAACUCGUCGGUGUCGUUUCCUGGGGAAUGGGAUGCGCCCGUCCAGACUAUCCAGGAGUUUACUCCAGCGUUCCUGAGAUGCGCGAUUUCAUCACCGAAAACACUGGCUUGUAAACAUACAUCUCAUCAUAUUACUUUUAUGU